CAACGUCAACAUACAGAUCUCUGUCAAGACGUUUUUAGUCAUUUCUUUUUGCGGCAAUCAUUCGUCUGUUCGUUCGUCGAACUUGUGCCGUUUGCCGUUUUCGUUUUUUUGCUUUCGCAGUCGUCGUCAUUAUUAGUUCUAAAACUGUGAAAAAUUCCAAGUGACUGAUGUAAAAGUGAAAAAUAUGGCGAGUCUUGUGGGCGAACAGCAAAUUUCAUCAAAUAACCAAGAAGCUGAACCAGUUCAGAAAGUCGAUAGCCGAGAAGGCAGUGUCGAACGCAAAGUGUGUAAAGACCGUGACGAGAAGCUAAAGUUGGCACGGGAGCGUCAAAAUGAGGAAAGACAAAGGAAAAUCGAAGAGCUAAAGGCGCAAGCGGAAGCGGCGCAACGAUAUCGCGAACAAAAAGAAGAGGAACGUCGCCGCCGCAUAGAGGAGAUACGACAACGCGACACGGAGAAGCGACACCAAGUCGAAGAACGUAAACGCGCCAUAACCGAGGCGGAAAAGGAGCGCCGCGAAUAUAUAUUGCGGAAGAAUCAGCUGCUGGAGCCCGAUUUUGGACUGGUAUCGCCAAGCACUUAUCUGGGUCAUCGACGAUCGACGUCGAUCUCUAAUGUUACUGGUGCUUCAUUAUCACGUCGUAGUUCUGAACGUGAACUGACCGACAGUGGUGCCAAGAAGCGUGCAACAUCGGCCGGUGGCACAGAUCGGCAUGAAGAUCAUCGUCGUAAGUCAUCAUCCAUGUAUGAAGUUUUCAAUUGGGGAUACUCGAACGAUGAGCCACCCAAACGUUUUUCCCUCUCCAUUGUGGGCAGUGAAAUCAAUAUUGAUGAUCCCCCAGCUGCCACAGUCACAGCAAAUGCAGGCCAUGUACGCACUUAUACUGCUCAUCAUCAGGCACAGCAUCAUCAGCACAGCAACAACAACAACCAUAGUAUAACAAAUAUAAGUGGGCAUAGACAAAAUGUUGCAGUAGACUCUGCAAGAGCAGCUACAACAGCAGCAGCAACAACAACCACAAGCACAGCUGGCAAAAGCAGUCAAUCGGCUACAGCAGCAGCGACAUUUAAUUACUCUAACGAUAGUGUCGAUAGUCAUGCAACACAAAUCGUGUUUAGAAGUGUAGCCCGCAGAAAAACCGAUUUGAUGCCGACAAUACCCAGCCCCAGGGACGGGCAUUACGGUUCCAGAUCGUCACUGAGCCACACGCCACGCACCCCAGGGCGUGCCUUCUCCAUGAGUCGUCUAGAUCAAUUGGCUCAACCGAUUCGCCGCAAUGGCGAACACAUACGCGCCAUACUCGAGCGUGAGCGUCGCGAACAAAUGGAACUGCUGGACGAAACCGAAUCGCUGGGCGGUGGCCGAAGGCGCAGCAGCAAACCACGACACGGCAGCGGUAGCAGUAGUGCUGGCGCUGGCGGUGGCAGCAGUGCCAUGUCGCGCAGCAUGACACAUCUGGCCAGCGGACGCGCCAAAUACACACUCAGCAGCAACAGUACAGGUGGCGGCGGCGGCGGCGUCGGUGGCAUCAUGUCAAACAGUUUUCGUCCACUGAGCGGUGGCCAACGUGAUACCACUUGUAAGAGUUUGACACAGUUAAACAAUUCGUGGUCGAGCGCUACACCGCGCUCGAAUUUGGGCUUACAAACAGCUGCUACUAGAAAGUAUCUGCAAUCAUCAUUAGCUUCAUCACCAUCAGCGAUUGGGACUAAACGCAGCGAGCAGCUACUAAAUCAUCUUACUAACCCCUACCGUUUCGAUCCAAACUCAUUAUUGAUCAUGAAUUCUAGUUUCUCAAUAACAACAGGUUCACGUUCUGGAAAUGUCACCCCAGGCGGCAACAUCAGCACUUCAAGACCGGGUAGUGCAAUGUCCACAUCCACAAAUUUGUCCACAUCUGGUUACGUGGCUAGAAGAUCCGUACCGGCUACACGUAAGCAACGGCCAGCUAGUAUUGCCGGUACUGGCAUGUCGCUGGAGGACCUUAAUAAACACAAAAAAGAUAAUAGGCCGCCAGUGAAGGCCUCAACACCUUCAUCUACGACAACAUCAGCACAAAAUACCCCCAAACGAACAUCAAAUUUGAUGUCAACCUCAAUGAUUGUGUCAUCGUCUACACGUUUGUCCAGCGCUGAGAAGAAAACUCCAGCUAAACGGGAGUCAGUGACACCCAAAGCCUCCACACCCAAAUCGCUUUCAAAAACGUCCAGUUCGGAUCGCUUAAAUAGAGCUGGCAAAGAUAUUAUGAGUAAAUCGUUAAUAUCACCAUCUCCGAGUCAGACACUUUCACGAAGUGAAAAAGACAAGGCGACUACAAUUGAACGCAAAAAAGAGGAGGCACCGGCUCCUCCGGUGCAAAGCAAAGACGAAAAGAAUUCUUUGAAUAUUGCGAAAUCCGAAGCUGAGUCUACGGCCGAAGCGUUGGCUGCACCCAAUGAGGCAGCAGUAGCAGUGGCCGCUGAAACAGUUAGCACAGAACAUGCAGCAACUACAGCUCAAAGUGUUGAAGCGCUGACGCCAGAGAGAACUUUUACUGAAACAAAGACGCAGCACUUGAUUGACGCUGAGUCUGUUGAGUUGAAUCAAGUCGGUACUGCUGCUUUGCCGCCAGUACAGCAACAGCAGACGGCAGUAGCGCAGCCACAGCCCCAACCACAAUUACGUUCACAAAACGGCAGCAAAGAAAAUUCAGAAGUGCGUGAACUUACGCCACCAACACAAAAUGGUGAUAAUAAUGAUUUGAUGACCGCUUCGAUGAUCGCCAGAAAUAAGAUCACAACUGAGGAGGAGGCGAAGGCUGCAUUGGCUGAACGUCGUCGUCUGGCACGUGAGGAGGCUGAGCGACAGGCCGAAUUGGAGCGUCAGCGCCUAGAGGCCGAACGCCUUGCCGAACUGAAGCGUCAAGAGGAGGAGGCCGAACGGCAGCGGGCUUUCGAAGAGGAAGCCAAUCGUUUAGCUGGGGAGCAACGUCGUGCCGAGGAAGAGCGUUUGCGCCAAGCUAUUGAAGAGGCAAAGCAAAAAGAAGAAGAAGAGCGUCGCAAACGUGAAGACGAAGAAAAGCAACGCGUACAACGCGAGGAGGCCGAAAAGAAGGCCAAGGAGGAGGCGGAGAAACAACGCAUUGAGGUUGCCGAACGUCUUAAACGAGAGGAGAAGGAGCGCGAAGAACGACGCAAACGCGUUGAGGCGAUCAUGUCGCGCACACGUAAAGGUGCCAGUGGUGGUGGAAGCGCGACAACACCCAACUCCACACCAGUAAAGGAAAGCACAACGCCCAAACCGGCAGCUGACAAUUUGCAACAGGAAACACAACAAGAACAAUCCUUUACAACUACAACCACAGCAAUAACUAAUGCUGUCAGCAGCACUGAUAGUAGCUCCACAUCGGGCUCCACCACGACUGCGACCACACCAAAUCCGCCACAAAACAUUGCUCCAGUAGUGCCCACAGCUGUGGUGACCGUGGUGCCUACAAGUGAAAAGGUGGAGCCGCAGAAUACGCAGGCUAUGUACGAGCAAGCUGUCAUUGACAAGGAAGCUGCGCUUAUAAACAGUUUCUCCAAUAUGCUAAUAGAUGAAAAUGCGAAAAAUCUGCAUCAACAGCAACAGCAACAACAUUUCCAGCAACCAACACAAAUUCUCGAGGUGAGCAAUGGAAAAUUGCCAAUAAACAGUGAUGUGCUAUUGCAAAAUACCACAACAGCAACAACAAUAAAUACGACUGCCGUUUCAAACGGCAACGGCCAUCACAUCGAAAAUUUAAACAACAAAAAUGAUAUCAAUAACCUGCAGGAUGCCGUAACACCAGCAACAAAUCAGUUAAUUGAUUUAAGCAUUGAGUCACAAGAUAUCAACAAUGCAGUAAACUUCAACAACAACAACAGUUUGUUAAAUACAACAAACGCAACACUAGUCACUGCAGAUAGUCACGAUAAUAAAGAUAUUUCACUGCUGUGAGUCUGAGCGUGCUAGCAGCCUGCAAUUAUUGGACGCGCAAACUAAAAAACUGCAACAAAGAUAUAUAAUGCUGUACAACUAUGAGAAUUAGGAGAAAAAUCUAUUGAUUGUGGCGCGUUAGCGUUUAUUGAAGUUUUGUGUGUAUGUGCGACAAUUUAUGGUUACUUGACAUUUAAGGCGUAAUUAAUACGAGUUUAACUAAUUUAAAAUUAUAUAUAUAUAAUAUAGAAGAAACAAAAAAACAAAAAUGCUAAAGCCAAGUGCAUAUUAAGAAAAUGUUAGCAAAACAAACACUGCUUAAGCUCAUUUGAUAUAUUUAAAAUAUGUGUAGCAAUGAGAAGCAAAAGCAUGAAAAAAAAAUAAAACCUUUAACUAGGAUAUAAAUAUAAAUCACAAUAAAUUAUGAUGAAAAUGAGGGAAAAACAUAAAAACUACGGCAAUUGUUCCUCCCGUAAAAUAAAAGAAAGCAAAAACUAAGCAUAGUUAGAGAGUGAAAAUAUGAAGCAUACAUAAUUAAUUGCUUGAAAACACAUAUAUUGUGUAUGCUAAACCAGGCAAAACAUAAAAACAAGCAAAUGAGAGACGAUUAACUGCAUAGUACCGAAAAGCGAACACUUUCGAAAAGAGCAACGCAUUAAAUUUAUAAAACCACAAAAUACUAUUGAAAAAACGCAUAAUUUCUGCGUACCGUUAAGCAAAAAAUCAAAAACUGCUAUGAAAACUUAAAAUUUUUCGUUCAAAAAAAAAUUCAAGUUUCCAUAAAAAUUAAAAAUUUAUGCAAUGCAGUCCAUUUAGCUUACAUGCAUAUUCAACCAUAUAAUGGAAGAGAUAUAUUAAACAAGAGCAUAAAGUAACUAUUUCAGGUAACUAAGGGAACACAAACACCAUGCGGAAUGGUGUAUAAAUUAAAUAUACCCAAUGUAUUUGCAAAUAUAUUAUACCAAAUUUGAAGCAAUCCGUGCUUUUUUUCGUGCGAACCACAGUGCUACAUGCGCUUUAUAAUCUGUCUGUAGAUCAUGGUUCAUGAGAGUUCUCUUUCUGCAUAAAGCAAAAGCAGUCAACAAACGCAUAUUUGUAUUGGGCUUUAAAGUACAUCUCGGAUGUGUAUUUUCCGUCUUAUUUUAGUACUUUUUUUUAUAUUUGUUUCAUACAUACUCUGUAUACUGCAAGGGUGUUUGCCUGUGUCACGACAAUAUUUCUUAUUUGCUAUAUGCUGAGAAAUGUGCUAAUUUUUAUUAGUAAUUUUGCACACGAUGAUAUUGAUUUGAGCCAAGGGCUGAAAAUAUGCAUCUAUACUUCUUUCUUAAAUAAUAAAUAGGCUAAAUGUAUCUUUUAUCUAGCAAAUGCUUUUCACCCCCAAUUAAAUUAUUGGGUUUUUAGCUGCUUUCCUUCAUUCGCUCAUUAUAUUUUAAACUAAUUCAUGUUUUCAAAAAGGCUAAACGCAUUAAGGAUGCGUAACAUUAUAAAUACGGUAUUAAUUCUAACUGAUGAAAUAAUCAAUUGAGUAAAACUUCCUCCUCUUAUACGGGCAUAUAGAAAGUAGUACUUUUUUAGUGUUAGAAUUUGCUAAAUUGGCUUGUACCUUAGGCACCAGACACGCAAGAAGGCAACACUUGGCAGUUAUAUAUUAAGAAGCCAGUUUGGGCAGCCAGUUAAUCAUACAAAGGAUUGGUGGCUAGACAAAAAACUAUCUAACUGAAAAGUAAAGUGGUGGACGCGCUUUAAAAUAUUAUAAAUCAAAAUAAAGCGAAAGCGAAGCAAAGUAAUGUAUAUCAGCAAUUUAGUGUGCGAGUUAGAUUAUAUAAUAUAUAUAUAUAUAUUUAUGUGUAGUUAAUGUAUUUUCCGAUUUUUUGAUGCAUAUAUAUAUUUUUUAAUUUUUAUGUUAUCUAAAUUUACAUUUACAUAUACAUAUAUUUGCAAAGUUUAUACUUAAAAAUUAGAAAAAACCAAUCAAACAAAAUGUUUUAAUUUGUUAAUAUAACUUAUUUAUAUAUACACAUUGUAAUAGCUGAUACAACAUUAAAAAAAUAUUUUUUUCAUAUAAUAACUUCGAGCAUAUAAAGCUUAUUUAAAAGAAAGCUGAAAACGCAUGGACUGAAAUUUUGGUGGUUGUUUCACGAAUGAAGUUAAAAGUAAUUGGCUAUUGUAUUAUUUCACAAUUUCACGCUUAAAAGUCAAGCACAUUUUAUGAGUAUUCCAGCUUUUGUGAAUAUAUUUAUACAUCUGUAUGUCGUUAUUUGGAGUUACUGGUGAUUCCAAAAAACACGAAACUCAUUUUCACCAAACUAAAUAACGCAGUCGGCUUUUUUAAAAAUCCGGCACAAGAAUAGCGAUUUGUGGCAUCGCUGGUGCAUCGCUAAGCGUUUGCACAUUUACAUUUGACGAUUGAGGAGCCUAUUGAAUAGUUAGUCAAACGCCAGGUAUGCCCUAAAUAAAUGCAUGUAUUGAAUUUUAUGUUCACCGCUAAAUAUAUAUUUUUAAGUCUGUAAUCGGAAACUGUAAACUGAACGAAAUUAUGCAAAAUAAUUUAAAUUAUUAUUAUAUUAAGUAAAGGAGCAGCGCCAAAAUAGACUUUUUAUAAACUAUAAAAAUUUAAAUAAAUAUUUUAAAUCGCAUCCAGUUGUAAUUUUUAACAUACGAGUAUUUCGUUAUAAAAGUUGUUAUUGUAAUCCCGAUAAAUGCCUCUGAUUUUUUAAAGUUUGCGAAGCCCUCAUAGGGGCUUCAACUGUGGCAACUUAUUUCCGUUUGGCGCUGUGCUUUCCACUUUAGUAAGUAAUUAACCAAAAAGUUUAUGAAAAUUAACUGCAAAUCACCGGCAAUAACGCUGUUGUUACAAUUACUAUAAUUUGCAUAUCAGAAUACAAGCAUCUCCACCUAAAUGUACUGUGUAACUAAUAAACGAAAGCUUAUUCAAAAUAUUUAAAACAGUAAGAUAUGAGUGGAACUACAUUGAGCAUACAAACCAAAAUGUUUGGAAAUGAGCGCGCUUAAUGUGUUGGUCAACUAGCACUAGCUUUAUUUAUACGUCUACAUCUUGUCUGUUUGCAUUUUAUCUAUAAUUUAAAGCGAUUACUAAAAUAUACAACAUAUAUUUUAUAACUAAAACACACACACUUACACCAACAUUGCCUAAGUUUCAGCUUCAUAACUAAAUCAAGUGAUUAACAUUGAGCUAAUACAAAAAAAAAUAUUAAAACUAUCAUGCGUGUAUGCAUAAAUGCAUAAUAUUGCAUGUAUCUAAACUUAUUUAACUGAAAUUCCCAAUUUAAAAGGUCUAUCUAUCGUUAUCGUUACAUUAAAAUAAUUAUUAAUAAUAUUAAAAUUUAUUAAAUUAUAAAUCGAUGUAACUAACUACGAAAACAAGUAAUCAUGCAAACUGACAAGCGAUGCCGAAAAUAAAUUUUAGGUCAAGUAAAAAGUU
Messenger RNA from Bactrocera oleae (olive fruit fly), 7379 nucleotides. NCBI's taxonomy places the organism in Eukaryota, Metazoa, Arthropoda, Insecta, Diptera, Tephritidae. The record is from RefSeq and is a predicted model, not a curated record.